This is a messenger RNA of Penaeus monodon (black tiger shrimp), 2831 nucleotides long. Its product is annotated as flotillin-1-like. NCBI's taxonomy places the organism in Eukaryota, Metazoa, Arthropoda, Malacostraca, Decapoda, Penaeidae. Gene Ontology annotation, cellular component: plasma membrane. The transcript has 12 exons. Gene Ontology annotation, biological process: positive regulation of cell junction assembly; protein kinase C signaling; regulation of receptor internalization. The coding region runs from base 125 to 1408 and encodes 427 amino acids. The record is from RefSeq and is a predicted model, not a curated record.
GAGACGGCGCAAGACCUCAUCCAGAGCAGAAGAGUCAGUGUCUCGUUGGGGUCGUGUGAAGAGGGACUGUAGCUCUCCACUUCAGUGUAGUUAAAAGGGGGAAACCAUAAGAAAUUAAGAAAAAAUGGUAUUUCCUCUUAUCUUGACAUGCGGGCCGAAUGAGGUCAUCGUAUUAUCAGGGUUAGGCUACCGGAAGUCGGCACUCAUCACUGGCGGAAGAAUAAUUGCUUUCCCGUGCCUCCAGCGGUGGCGCAGGUUGUCACUCAAUGUAAUGACCAUUAGAGUACUCUCGACAGGCGUUUACACAUCCCAGGGAGUCCCCAUCACUGUUAGUGGAGUUGCUCAGGUUAAGAUCAGCACACAGCACCCAGAGAUUCUCGAGCGGGCAUGUGAACACUUUCUAACCAAGUCCACAGCAGAGAUCGAGACACUCAUCACUGCUACGCUAGAGGGUCACCAAAGAGCCAUCCUUGGCGCUAUGACAGUAGAGGAUAUCUAUAAGAAUCGGAAGCUGUUUAAUGGGCGUGUGUUUGAAGUGGCCUCCAAAGACCUUUGUAAUCUCGGCCUCCAUGUUCUCUCCUACACCAUCAGAGAUAUAUCAGAUGAGGUGGGAUAUCUUACGGCACUAGGCAUGUCGAGGACAGCGGAGGUUCAGAGAGAUGCGAAGAUAGGCGAGGUGUUAGCUCAGCAGGAGUCGCGGAUCGAGAAGAGCUUGGCCCUUGAGGAACUGAUGAAGGCUAAGUACGCCAAUGAUACUCUUGUCGCUCAGGCUAACAGGAACUUCGAGCAGCAGAAGGCAGCGUAUGAUCAGGAGGUUAUGACCAAGAAAGCAGAAGCUGACUUGGCCUAUGAACUACAAUCAUGCAAGAUCAAACAAAAGAUUCAGGAAGAAAAGAUGGAGAUCGUCGUUGUUGAGAGGCAGGGGAAGAUCCAUGUGGAGGAACAGGAAAUACAGCGAACUGAGAAACGCUUGGAAGCCACAGUGAAACAGCCAGCUGAAGCAGAGAAAUUCAGGUUGGAAACCAUUGCUGCAGCUCAGAGGAAGAAGACUGUCUUAGAGGCAGAGGCUCAAGCAGAAUCCAAGCACCUUCAGGGAGAAGCUGAGGCCUUUGCGAUUGAGGCAAAAGCGAAGGCACAAGCAGCAAGCAUGCACUACCGAGCUGAAGCUUACAAGGAAUUCCAAAAUGCUGCUAUUCUGGAUAUGUACCUUAAAGCAAUACCACAGAUCGUCGGCAAUGUGAGCUCAUCCUUGUCCAACGCCAAGAGUGUGAAGAUGGUGUCUUCAGGAGGAUCUGAGGUCGGUGCUCAGAAGCUAACUCAGGAAGUGAUGAAUAUUUCCACCAGCAUCCCUGAAAUGCUCAAGUCUAUGACGGGGGUUGAUCUGAGAAAGUCUGUGCGAGCAGCAUAAAAGAAGACGGGAGUGGAUAAACAGCGUCAUGAAGUGGUGGUGUAUUAUCAUUACCAAAAUACUGUAUUUAAGUAUUAGUGUAAGAUACUUGGAUGUAAUUUCCUAGGAAUAAGAUAGAUUUUAAUAUUGAUGAGAAUUGUUUUUUUUUUUUUAUAUAUAAGUUGUUAAAGAAAUGUUGUAUGCUAAAUGUGCCUUUGUACAGCUUUAUACAACAUGGCUUGUAACCGGAUGUAUAAUCUAGACAUAUAAUAGAAAUAUAUCUAAUAAACUCCCCCUUGUUGUACAUCACAAAGGAACCCUUGAACACCUUGUACAUUAUGCUGACUAACACGAAGAAACGAGGUCAGAGAUGCCUUGAGGAAAGAAGGAUUUUUCAAAUUAUCAUUAGCAUAAUUACAAUUAUUAUUAUUAUUAUUGUUGUUGUUGUUUUGUUGUUGUUUUAUUAUUAUUAUUAUUAUGCUCAUCACAAUCAUUAUCAUUAUUAAUCUUACUAUUAUUAUAGUAAGAUUGAUGAUAAUGAUAUUACUGCUACUACUACUACUAAUAGUAAUAACAAUAAUAAUAAUAAUGAUAUUAAUAAUAAUAAUAAUAAUAAUGGUAAUAAUAAUUAUGAUAAUAAUGUAUGAUCUACGAGACAUGGCAUAGUAGAUUAAAAAAGCUGCGAACUUGUUUAAUGGAUAAAAACCAGGAUUAGUUUAAGAUAUUGCAUGUGAUUAAUUAAAUUUUAUAAUAUUGAUAACAUUUAUCAAUUCUUUGACUGAACACAUAACACUUAACGGUAGUUGGAAUUAAGAAUAUGAUUUAUAACAGCAUAGAAUUCUACUCAUUUAUCAAAAAAUAAGCUCAAACUUAAUUUUUUUUCCCCGGGUUCCUAUGAACAUCAUUAACUAAACCUGUAAAUAGAGCAUUGACAACCAAAAGAGAUCGAACAACAAGGGGGAUAAUAUUGUUUAAGUAAAUAAAAAAGUAUGUUUAUAGUAUUUAGAGUCUGAAUCAAUUUACUUCUCAGUUACUUUUGGCCUUCUGUGAAUGACCAGGGUAUGAGAAAUGAUAAAAGAUACAAUAAUGAAUAAACAAUGUAAUUAAGAUUACUGCAUUUUUAUUGUAUGUUUUGUGAUCCAGUCUUGAAAUAGGCAAAGGAAGUCAUUUGUAUGGCACUGGUAUGCCUAAACAGUUUUCCCCAUACGGUACAAAGUGGUUUAACCGAAUCUCACUAAAAGACAGACAAAAAGAAAGAAAAAUCUAUGUCUUUGGUAAUACUUCUCCUGAUAUCUGAAUUGUUUGAAUAGGCUGAUAGCUAACCUUUUAAAGAUUAUCAGUUUAGAAAAUUUCAAAACUGCAUUUCGACUCAGUGUGCAUAGUUAUUUUGCACAUGUACCGUCAUUAUUGUGUAUCUUGUACAUUAAAUGUUACAAUAAAAUGA